Messenger RNA from Portunus trituberculatus (swimming crab), 3062 nucleotides. Its product is annotated as MARVEL domain-containing protein 1-like. The coding region runs from base 246 to 971 and encodes 241 amino acids. Gene Ontology annotation, cellular component: membrane. The record is from RefSeq and is a predicted model, not a curated record. NCBI's taxonomy places the organism in Eukaryota, Metazoa, Arthropoda, Malacostraca, Decapoda, Portunidae. The transcript has 6 exons.
AUAGCAGUACUGGUGAAGUAAAUCUAUCAUGUAAGGGUUCACGCAAAACUUUCACUUGUGUAACACAAAACAUUUACUCUAUCUUUGUUUGCGGCAAACUAAAAUCAUUCGUAAUUUUAUGAACAACCUGCUGACGCACUGGCCAUGAAAUUCAUGAAAUCCAUAGUAUCGUCACGUCGCCCUCUAUCCUCUCGCUGAUUGUGUAUGCCGAAGUGAGACGGCUGACGCUCAGGUGUACGGAUUGGAUGAUGAUUGGGCAGAGGAAUACCUUCAACCAUCCUGAUCGCCCACCAUUGCCCUCUCGCCUCUUGCCUCCCGCUGCCCUCACGUCUCUCGCCGCACGCGGCACCGGCACAGGACUCCACUCUCCCUCUAUCACCGCCACCAAGGAGCUGAUUGGCAUCAUCUGUAUGGCCUGUGCGGCACCAGCGUGGACCAAAGGCACUCACUGGUUCCUGUUCGUGGUGGUAACAGCCUUCGUCUCAACUUCUCUGUGGUGCUUCAUCUACCUCCUUAACCUGAAGAGCGCCAUCAACCUGCCAAUCGAUUGGCUCCUCACUAAUGAGUCAAAUCUGAAGACUGCUGGGAUCUCUAUCUUGUAUCUAACUAACACACAAUCUCUACAAGAAUUCAUUCUAACAGCUACCUUUGCCGUGCUUUACAUAAUAGCUAGCAUUGUCCAGUUAAUCAGCACUGUUACAAAACCCCGACCACCAAGACGGCUAAAACCCUUCUACCUGAUGUCAGGGGAGCUGCUCAAUACCGCCAUUACCACUCUGCUCUAUCUCAUUGCCGUCAUUGUGCAGUUCUGCAGUAUCGGGCCAGCUGCAGACAGAAACAUCACAGCAGGGGUCUUUGGUGUGUUCAAUAUGCUGACCUAUGCAGUUGGCUCCUUCUAUUUGUACCGUGACUGGAAGGACUCGCAUCCUCACACAGCCUUCACUGGUUCCGUCCUCAAACGCAACCCAUAGGUUUCUUGUGAGGUCUUCCCCACCCCCUCCAGUGUUCGCUCUCAGCCGGGAGCUGCCAGAAACCUGCCGGCCCAGUCCCCAGCCCUCUCCUGCUUCUGAGUCUGAGAAGAGUAGAAGGACUGCCAAGAAUGAAUCAAUUAUUUUAUUACUUUGAGAAAUUAGAAUUACUGUAAAUCUCAAUAGGAAGAUAUCUUGAUGUUUACUAUUUUACAAAGCAGUAAAACCUGUAAUUUAAAUGCACACAAUUAGAGUAUAGACAUUGACUUAUAAAUGAUUAGUGAUUUUCAUAUAAAUGCAAUUAAAUUAUGACUGACCCUGGACAAUUGAGUCCAACUCCACAAACAGUACAAGGCACAGAGGGAAACAUUCUUCCAUUUUGUGUGUAUUGUCAGAAAGGCUUUCCUUUAUAUAUCAUGCUUCACUUAACCAUACAGAAGACUAACAAUCCCUAGUCGUUGUAAAGAUGUUCAAAUUAAUUAUUUACAGUAUAAAAGUUAGAAUUAAAACAGAUUUUCUGAAAAAAAAAACUUAUACAAUAUAUAUUGGGAAAUGAAAGAAUCAACCCUCAUAAGUACCUAUACUUACAGGUUCUUUGGGGCUCAAUUAUAGUAAUCAGAUAACUGUAGUUAGCUGUCAAGUUGUCGUGACUACAUAUAGGCUUUAAUGUAUAUUUAGAAAGACAAAUAAUUAUAACUUACAAGUAAGGUAAGAUAAUUAUUUCCUCCUGAGACCAAUCAUCAAGCAUGACUUUCAAAGUCAUCUCUGUGCACACCAUGUACAGCAAAGAUAAAUGCCUUUCAGAUUGAAAGGUGUUUAUAUUAUAUUUAUGAGAUCGACCCAUACAGCAAGGCACAAUAUUGUUAAUCACAAUAAAUGUGUGACAUUUAAUUUUCAUAUUUCAGUUACAGUCUAUAUGGAUGAUGUUUGUCAUGUGUGCUAGAGAAUAUGCUUCAGCAUUACUAUAACUUCAGGACCAGAAAAAAAAAAAAACCCACUGCCAAUAUUUUUUUGCAGUCCCUCCCUUACAUUUGUAGUAGUAGUGCCAAGGAAAUGUGACAUUUCAUUUAUGAAUGGGUAUUGAGCAGCCUACAAGUGUUUUGAGUGGUAGGGGACAAUUGUGGUUUUGCAUUUAUGGAUAUGCUGAUUAACGAACAAUGUAAAUUAUUACUGAUUCACCAGUGGCCAUUAACUGAGAAUAAUAAUAGCUGUCAUAGUGAUAAGAUGAUCAGCUUUGCUAAGUGUUGUUCUGUUGACAUAACAAAACUGGCUUUCAUUUCUUAAUGAGGACAUUGAACAUAUACUGCCAAAUCACCUUAUUAGAGGUUAGAUAGCAUGUAGUACUUUACCUUGGGUAACAAUUGCAAGUUGCACAUAUCAUAGUAAUUUGAGCAGUAAUGCAACUACACUAUCAAGAUAUGCCAAGGUGCAACACAAAUUUAAUAUCCACUACUUGAGAACAUUGGUCCCCCCCAAAGAAAAAAGGAAAUAAAAAAUCUGAUUGUUAAGUGCAACACAACAAUAAUCUGAACAUGAACAUGACAAUACACAAUAGUAUCACUAUGGCAUAUAUUAUAAUCUGCAUACAAACAAGAACAGACUGUUUAAAACCUGGCAUGGCUGCUGGCUAACUUCUCAGUGCUGUUUAACAGGUCUCAUGACUAUAGUUGACACAAUUGUUUUGUGAUUAAAAUGUGAUCAACAGUUUUGUAAAUAACUUAAUUGUAUAGAGUAUGGUAUGGUUUAUACAUGGACCUUCUGCAUUUCUCUUGCCAUGCACAAUGAAUAUAAAUAUUGCAUUAUUUUGGCUAUGAAAUGAUUCAUUGUGUACAGUCAUUUACACACAGUGUAUAAAUAUUAGUUGUACAGGAUGAAAUCCUCCUGUAAUAGGCAUGAUAUGAAGUUGUGCUGUUAGUUUUGUCUUGAAGUGGACUGUACUUGUUUGAGGAGUCCCAAUACAGUACAUAUGUCACAGUAUGUAAGCAAGAAACUUGCAAGGCAUGGAAAGUUUGUAAGUUGUGUUUCAAAAGUAAUUAAACAUUAAUUACCUGUGUUCAUCGCUUAAAUAUGUUAAAUAAAGGUUUUUGUAAUAAA